AUGAAGUUUCAAAUUGCACUUCUCGCUUUGCUCUCUCUUGUCCACUCGCUCCCAUCCGCCGAGCCCGAAGCAGAGGCCGAUUUGAAAGCCGCGGGAAAAUUCGAUAUCACCGAGCGUGAAGCCUCACUCGAAAGCUUCUUCGAGAAGCGGGCCUGCGCAUAUACCUGCACGGGCAUGACGGGAGCUUCGGCCGGCAAAUACUGCGGCUUCUGUAAACAAGUCUUAGCUCCUGCUAAUGUCAAUAACAUCUACCAGGUCAGCGGUAGUUCGGGUGCUAAGAAUUGCUGCGAUUACGGUUUAAACAGUGGCUGUAAGAAGCACUAUGCUACAACAACCGGAGGUGCCAAUCGAAAUUGCAAGAACACUGCUAACGGCUGGUGA
Molecule: messenger RNA, 381 nt
Organism: Drepanopeziza brunnea f. sp. 'multigermtubi' MB_m1
Lineage: Eukaryota; Fungi; Ascomycota; Leotiomycetes; Helotiales; Drepanopezizaceae
Source: RefSeq, a predicted model, not a curated record